Molecule: messenger RNA, 3418 nt
Organism: Mus musculus (house mouse)
Lineage: Eukaryota; Metazoa; Chordata; Mammalia; Rodentia; Muridae
Gene: Isl2
Product: insulin related protein 2 (islet 2)
Exons: 6
Coding region: 178-1290 (370 amino acids)
Biological process (GO): regulation of DNA-templated transcription; negative regulation of neuron differentiation; positive regulation of transcription by RNA polymerase II
Cellular component (GO): nucleus
Molecular function (GO): DNA-binding transcription factor activity, RNA polymerase II-specific; DNA binding; sequence-specific double-stranded DNA binding
Source: RefSeq, a predicted model, not a curated record
UUUCCAUGUCACAGCUGAAGCUAGGGCUCUCAAGCCAUGGCCACCGCUCCCAGCAAGGGCAAGAAAGGAGGGGCCACUGCCAAGAGUGUGGAGAGCAGAGAGCCCUGCUUCCUCUCAAAGGGGACAUUUUAGGAGGAGAAGCAAGGCUGGACCACGUGUAUCACUUAUGCCCCUCUCAUGCCAGCACUGGACUCCUGGGGUGACUGGGACCCCGGAGACCCAUGCUCAGGGACCUGGAAAAUGGUUUUACAGCGGCAGAGAAAUGGAGAGAAGCCCGGGACGGCCAUGUGCGUGGGCUGCGGGAGUCAGAUCCACGACCAGUUUAUCCUUCGCGUGUCGCCCGACCUCGAGUGGCACGCCGCCUGCCUCAAGUGCGCGGAGUGCAGCCAGUACCUGGACGAGACGUGCACGUGCUUCGUGAGAGACGGGAAAACCUACUGCAAGCGGGACUACGUCAGGCUGUUCGGCAUCAAGUGUGCCCAGUGCCAGGUGGGCUUCAGCAGCAGUGACCUGGUGAUGCGGGCGCGGGACAGCGUGUACCACAUCGAGUGCUUCCGCUGCUCCGUGUGCAGCCGCCAGCUGCUCCCUGGAGACGAGUUCUCGCUGCGGGAGCAUGAGCUGCUCUGCCGAGCUGACCACGGCCUCCUGCUGGAGCGCGCUGCGGCUGGCAGCCCGCGCAGCCCCGGCCCGCUCCCCGGCGCCCGCGGCCUGCAUCUGCCAGACGCUGGGUCCGGACGACAGCCCUCACUGCGCACGCACGUGCACAAGCAGGCGGAGAAGACAACCCGGGUACGGACUGUGCUCAACGAGAAGCAACUGCAUACCCUGCGGACGUGCUACGCCGCCAAUCCGCGGCCAGACGCGCUCAUGAAAGAGCAGCUAGUAGAGAUGACCGGCUUGAGCCCGCGGGUCAUCCGCGUGUGGUUUCAGAACAAGCGUUGCAAGGACAAGAAGAAGUCCAUUCUCAUGAAGCAGCUACAGCAGCAGCAACACAGUGACAAGGCGAGCCUCCAGGGACUGACUGGGACGCCUCUGGUGGCAGGCAGCCCCAUCCGCCAUGAGAACGCGGUGCAGGGCAGCGCAGUCGAGGUGCAGACGUACCAGCCGCCCUGGAAAGCACUCAGCGAGUUUGCACUCCAGAGCGACCUGGACCAACCCGCCUUUCAACAGCUGGUUUCCUUCUCCGAGUCAGGCUCCCUAGGCAACUCUUCCGGUAGCGACGUGACCUCUCUGUCCUCGCAGCUCCCGGACACCCCCAACAGUAUGGUACCUAGUCCGGUGGAGACGUGAGCGAGGACCCCUCCCUGCCAGCCCGCGGACCUCGCAUGCUCCCUGCAUGAGACGCACCCAUGCUCAGGCCAUUCCAGCUCUGAAAAAUCUCCGGCCCUUGUAAUUAUUGUUGUUAUUUAAAGCGAGCGGGCAGAGGCACGCGACCGCGACGGGACGGCCAGCAGCGCUGGGGCGCAGCCUGCACCGCUGAGACUGGAGACUCCGGCUCCAAGGACUUUUUUUUUUCUUUCUCAUAACUAGAAUUUGGGACAUUCUGGGUUAGCUCCGCCCUCGCCUCUCCCUCGCUGCGUGGGGAACUGUCACUGUCUCUCUGCGCCUUGCUCGCCCGGGAACCCAUCUGAUGGGGUCCUACAGGGCCCUACCGGUGAGGACGCCUGCUCCGAACUCGCCUGCGCUGACCCGAGGCUUUGUUCUGGACCUGGCAGCGAGGACGGAACAAUUCCAAGAAACAGACAUAACCCCCAAAGCGCAUGACUGCCGGACAGAGUAGAAACCAGACUGUCUUUUAAAAAGUGUUUUAAAUUAUCAGUCGACGGAGGACAGUGAGAGCCUUUGCCGAACAAACGUAAGUUAUUGUUAUUUAUUGUGAGGCGAAUAGUGGGACGAAUAUUUUGAUCUUAAUAAAACACAACCCGAUGCCAUGCCGCGCCUGUGUGCUGUUGGCGCCACGGGAGCCAGACGAACGCCACUUCGCGAGUGGGCCUCGUUUCAGCUUCGCCGGCUCCACCCGUCCUCGUGCUGCGGUUCAAUCGGCGCCCGACGGGCGGGCCAGACCCUGAUUGGGCGCCGAGGGCGUGCCCGACGGGGAUUGGGCGUCUACGGGGCGGGCCCGACACUUAUUGGGUGCCGAUGGGGUGGGGCAGGGCGGUUCCAGUGCAGAGUGAACUGCGAGGCGUUUCCGGAAGUGGCAGCGCUCCUAGCCGGAGGGGAGGACACUUGGAGACUGGUCCGAUCGUGGGGUGACUGGUUUAGGGAGCGAAGCCCACUCUGCGCCCCCUGGGCUCUGCGGCGCGUCCUUCGUGCUGUCCCUAGAGUGGAUGCGCGACGUGAUCAAUCUCGCUGCAUUUAUUAAUUCCUCCGUCUAGACAGAGGAGAAGGCCGGGGCGGCUCCUUAUCUACGUUUGGCAUCACCUGCAAGCGAUACACUGAAGGAGCCACAACAAGCCCCCGCUAGGAUCGCGGCUGCAGGAGAAAAUAAGUCCACCCAGAACCAGUCUGGCGUGUCCUUGGUUUAUUUUCUUUCCAGGCCCGAAAUGAAGGGGGCGGGGGAUGGCCCCUGGAUAUGUCGUGCCCAGGUCACUUGGUGUGACAUUUCAAACCCCUGCGACUUGUUUUCUUGAAAACUGGCUUUAGUGAUCGCAGGAAAUAACCAAGAGAUACUGAAUCUGCAGCAGGCCCCCGGGCAAGCAGGGGGUUGGGGGGAGGAUCCCGGCAGGCUCAGGUUUUACCCUCUACAAAUAUUUAACCCUUUGGCAGUCUGGGAUAGUUUUUCCCAAAGCCAGCAUUCUGCCCUCCCUUGGUUGGUUCAGAAAGCUGCCAGCUACCAGCCAAACCACCAUCCUAUGUAACAAUCUGACAUUCCUAUUGUCUCCACAGUUAAAUGGCCAACUGAUCCGGUUUUGUUUUUUUGAGAGAGUGUAGUGCCCUGCUGCAGUAGGGGACAGUUACCAUUCUAGCUUAUAGGAAUGAGCCCAAACCCUCUGUUAGAAGCAGUUGCUUGGGCUGUCCAGCAGUUUCACACUCACCCACCCACCCUACAGCCCCAGUUAAGGAUUGAACAGUUCCUGGCAAUAGAAGAAAAUGAUAACAGGUGGGAAAAUUGAACCAUAUUUAUAGUUUACUUCCUUAAAGUCAAGGUGAUGCUAGCACUUUAAAAAAAGAGAACAUUCUCUUUCUUGGGGAUCUAGGAAAUGGUCUGCAAAUGUACACAUAUAUAUUCUGUAUAUCUAUAUUAUAUACAUACACAGAAUUAAUUAGGGCCAGGUUUACCUCUUAAGGCUGGUUCUUUGAGGCGUCAUUCCCUUAACUUAGACCAUUUCCUUCCAAGCAGAAAUACAGAUUUCUCUGUUUUGCAUCUGGUUGGCUAUUGGAUAGGAAACGAAACUAUAAUAAAUCUUACUUUUGGAAA